Molecule: messenger RNA, 621 nt
Organism: Cylicostephanus goldi
Lineage: Eukaryota; Metazoa; Nematoda; Chromadorea; Rhabditida; Strongylidae
Source: the annotation of a GenBank genome assembly
UUCUCUCCAAAACAUCCUAUAGAAUCUCAAUUCACCCCAACAAAUCUCGUAACACUUUCAGAAGAGCGAUAUGGUGCCGAAUGUAAAACAGCCGUGUUUGAUUUUGAAUGUGAUAGUUAUGACAAGCUACCUCAGGAGUUGAAAGAUAUGGAUGUUGGUAUUUUGUGUGAAUGCCUGAAGGAACAGCAUCAAAGAUAUUCAAAAUUACUUCCAUAUUCUUUCUUUAUUUAUUAUUUGCAGAUGUUGGAGCUCGUCCUUCCUGGCAUGAUUAAAAGAAAUAAAGGAUGCGUUGUCAACGUCUCUUCUAUGACCGGGUGGCGUCCAUUGCCGUAUAUCAGUGCAUAUCCUGCCAGCAAAGCUGCUAUAUCGUUUUUCUCAGAUUGUCUUAGCGAUGAAUUCCGUCACACAAACGUUCGAAUCCAGUGUCUAAUACCGAUGUUAGUUGCGACCAAAGUUGCUUCGUACGACGUGCAUGAAGCUAAUAAUCUAUUCGUAGUUACGCCUGAAAAUUAUGCAAGGCAAGCAGUACGAGCUUUGGGACGAUUCGAAAUGAUUACAGGAUGUAUUCAACACGAUAUUCAGGUAAAAGUUAUUUCCGCACAUGAGAAACGCUGCAGUCCA